Molecule: messenger RNA, 2429 nt
Organism: Diospyros lotus (date-plum)
Lineage: Eukaryota; Viridiplantae; Streptophyta; Magnoliopsida; Ericales; Ebenaceae
Product: phenylalanine ammonia-lyase
Exons: 2
Coding region: 119-2230 (703 amino acids)
Biological process (GO): L-phenylalanine catabolic process
Cellular component (GO): cytoplasm
Molecular function (GO): ammonia-lyase activity
Source: RefSeq, a predicted model, not a curated record
CCCAAAGCUCCAGGAAAAAUAUUACUUCCUUGAAGCCUAGCUAGCUAAUAUUAAUCCCCACCAUUUCCGAUCUUCUUCUUCUUCCAUACCCAUUUUUCUGAACUGAAACUAUUCUUACAUGGAGGGUGCAGCCAUGGUUAAGGGCCAAGAAGAUCCGUUGAACUGGGGGGUGGCGGCGGAGGCUCUCAAGGGGAGCCAUCUGGAGGAGGUGAAGCGCAUGGUGGCGGAAUUCAGGAAGCCGGCGGUGAGGCUCGGCGGCGAGACCCUGACCAUAGCGCAGGUGGCGGCCAUCGCCGCCCGCGGUAGCCAGGUGGAGGUGCAGCUGUCGGAGGCCGCCCGGGCCGGCGUCAAGGCCAGCAGCGACUGGGUUAUGGAGAGCAUGAACAAAGGGACUGACAGUUAUGGCAUCACCACGGGCUUCGGGGCCACCUCGCACAGGCGGACCAAGCAAGGCGGGGCCCUUCAGGCCGAGCUCAUUAGGUUCUUGAACGCUGGAAUAUUUGGUAAUGGAUCGGAAUCUUGCCAUGCACUGCCGCAGUCGGCGACCAGAGCCGCCAUGCUCGUGAGGAUCAACACACUUUUGCAAGGAUACUCCGGCAUCCGAUUUGAAAUCCUGGAAGCCAUUACCAAGUUCCUAAACAACAACAUAACUCCAUGCCUGCCGCUACGCGGCACGAUCACCGCCUCCGGCGACCUACUUCCCCUCUCCUACAUUGCUGGCCUUCUCACGGGCCGGCCUAAUUCCAAAGCCGUCGGGCCCAACGGCGAGACUCUCUGCGCCGAGGAGGCCUUCCAGCUUGCCGGGGUCGAGGGCGGGUUCUUCGAGCUGCAGCCUAAGGAAGGGCUGGCUCUUGUCAACGGCACUGCGGUCGGCUCCGGCAUGGCCGCCAUGGUCCUCUUCGAAGCCAACGUUCUCGCUGUUUUAUCCGAAAUUUUAUCCGCCAUCUUUGCCGAAGUCAUGCAGGGCAAGCCAGAGUUCACAGACCAUUUGACACAUAAAUUAAAGCACCAUCCGGGCCAAAUUGAGGCUGCAGCCAUAAUGGAACACAUUCUGGAUGGAAGCUAUUAUGUCAAGGCAGCUCAAAAGGUUCAUGAAAUGGAUCCAUUGCAAAAGCCAAAGCAAGAUAGGUAUGCUCUUAGAACAUCUCCGCAAUGGCUAGGACCACAGAUUGAGGUCAUUCGAUCCUCCACAAAAUCCAUUGAGAGGGAGAUAAAUUCGGUUAAUGACAACCCGCUGAUCGAUGUCUCGAGGAACAAGGCCUUGCAUGGAGGCAAUUUCCAGGGCACCCCAAUUGGAGUUUCCAUGGAUAAUACUCGUUUGGCCAUUGCAGCCAUAGGGAAGCUCAUGUUUGCCCAAUUCUCCGAGCUUGCCAAUGACUUCUAUAAUAAUGGCUUGCCAUCGAAUCUUUCAGCGGGGCGAAACCCGAGUCUCGACUAUGGUUUCAAGGGGGCAGAGAUUGCCAUGGCUGCAUACUGCUCGGAGCUCCAGUUUCUUGGAAAUCCAGUCACGAAUCAUGUCCAGAGUGCAGAGCAACACAACCAAGAUGUCAACUCUUUGGGCCUGAUUUCAUCUCGAAAAACAGCCGAAUCCAUUGAUAUUUUGAAGCUCAUGGCAUCUACGUUCAUAAUUGCACUCUGCCAGGCCAUUGAUUUGAGGCAUUUGGAGGAGAAUUUGAAGCAGAGUGUGAAGAAAACCGUCAGCCAAGUGGCUAAGCGGGUAUUGUCAAUGGGGGCUAAUGGGGAGCUUCACCCGUCGAGGUUCUGCGAGAAGGACCUACUCCGGGUGGUGGAUCGCGAGUACGUCUUUGCCUAUGUUGACGAUCCCUGCAGCGCGACCUACCCGUUGAUGCAAAAUCUGAGACAAGUCCUAGUCAACCAUGCCUUGAAAAAUGGCGAAGGCGAGAAGAACUUAGGCACUUCAAUCUUCCAAAAGAUUGGGGCCUUUGAGGAGGAGCUGAAGUCCCUGCUGCCCAAAGAGGUUGAGAACGUUCGAGCAGCGGUUGAGAGCGGCAAUCCAGCCAUUCCAAACCGGAUCAAGGAGUGCUGUUCUUAUCCACUGUACAAGUUUGUGCGGGAGGAGCUCGGGACCGGCCUGCUGACCGGUGAGAAGGCCCGGUCACCUGGCGAGGAGUGUGACAAGGUGUUCACAGCAAUGUGCAAGGGGCAGAUGGUUGAUCCCUUGCUGGAUUGCCUCAAGGAAUGGAAUGGUGCUCCUCUUCCAAUCCGUUGAGCAUACCACCAUUGGCAUAUUGGUUUUUGGUCUCUUUACUGUCCUCAAAUUUCAUUCCAAAACUUUUACUUUCCUUUUCCUUUCAAUUGUGUACUGUCUUUGUUAUGGCACUAUAACAGUCCAAUGUGUCUGUAUCUACCUUCUUUCUAUACAUUGUUACUCAAAAGCAACACUGUAAUGCCAAAGUUACUUUAGUGAA